This is a messenger RNA of Oncorhynchus tshawytscha (Chinook salmon), 1242 nucleotides long. It is a transcript of the gene ccka, whose product is annotated as cholecystokinin a. The coding region runs from base 136 to 534 and encodes 132 amino acids. The record is from RefSeq and is a predicted model, not a curated record. Gene Ontology annotation, biological process: digestion. Gene Ontology annotation, molecular function: neuropeptide hormone activity. Gene Ontology annotation, cellular component: extracellular region; axon. NCBI's taxonomy places the organism in Eukaryota, Metazoa, Chordata, Actinopteri, Salmoniformes, Salmonidae. The transcript has 3 exons.
GUAUAUAAGGGUCAGUCCUGCACCUUCAGGAGAAGUGUCCCGCUGUCUGUUCCAGCUGUACUCCCUCUACUGUACACUCCUCUCCUCUACUGUUAUCAGACUGUUGAGCCCAGCCUGUGUGGACUGACUGAAGCAAUGAAUGCAGGUAUCUGUGUAUGUGUACUGCUGGCUGCGUUCUCUGGCAGCAGUUUGGGGCGCCCAUCGCACUCGCAGGAUGAGGACAAGCCUGAGCCCCCCCAGCUCGACAGCGUUAUGUCUCCCCAACACACACGCCACACCCGCUCAGCACCCUCCAGUGGCCAGCUCAUCCCCUUCUCCAAACCGGCAGAGGACGAGGCAGAGGACCCCCGCACCAGCCUGCGCGAACUACUGGCAAGAUUGAUAUCCAGGAAAGGAUCAUUGCAGAGGAGCUCGUCCCUGAGCAGCAGAGCCAGCGGUCCGGGUCCCAGCCACAAGAUAAAGGACAGAGACUACCUGGGCUGGAUGGACUUCGGACGCCGCAGUGCAGAGGAGUACGAGGAGUACUCCUCAUAGAAACAGACGCACCACCACUAAAUCCAUCUCAAUUAUCAGAAAACAAAAAAAUCAUUGUCCCCAAAAGCUAGAUUUAUUAUGAUGUAUUUGAUGUAAAUGUGUUUGUAAAACUGAUAUGAAGCAAUAUAUACACAGUACGUAUACAGAUUUUUGAAGAAAACAAAAAGUUUGAUGCUUUUCUUACAUGUACCCAAUACACAGUCCGAUGUCCUUAAAACACAGAUACCUAAUCAGACAGAUUUUGUAGUAGAAUCAACCAAGUCUGCAUAAUAUAACAUCCUUCUCCAUAGUGUUUCCAAGCACUAAGGCCUUGGGCUCAUUGUAUUCCUAAGUGCCAUGCAGUCUAGUGCUUUUAGUGGGCUCAUGGCUUGCUCUAUUUGUCAUUUACAAAUAAUGUUACACAACGGCUCAUCUGACUCAUAUUUGCUCCCCCAUUAUGCUGAACCACAGUUGCCACACAUUGUUCACAGCUCUAGUCAUCACUGAGCCACAGAGAUGCAGCAACAUACAGCAAGAUCCUCCUCUUAAUUCAGAAGGUACAGGGAGGUUAGACAGUGAGAGACGACAGUGGGUGUAUUAGCAGCACACAGAAUUUAGGUCUGAAAGUGAUACCUCCCUGAGCAACUUGUCUUCUUAUGGACCCACUGUACCAACAGCAGCCCAGCACAUCACUCGGGCUGAAUUAAAGAGCAAGAGCGUUUUUGUUAA